AUGGAAAACGGACAAUGUUUAAGUGAUACUUGUGAUGGAAUAAACUGUAAAGGUAUUGAAACACCUCAUUUAGGACCCUCAUUGAGUUUUAGACCGAAAGGUUCUCUUGCUAGGGCUCUGUAUGAAAAACAGAAGCAUGAUGAGUUCUUAGAGCAGUUCGACAAGAACGAGUGGUACCAGUGUAACCUAGACUCUUUGCCGGCAAUAAUCUCAACGAAAUUUGUUCAACUGGGUCCAGAUCAAGAUACAAUAGAGUUUUUAGAGCAAUCUGAGAAAAAAUCCGAUUGGCUUUUUAUGCAAUUAUGGCAUUCAUUGGUUAAACUUUUCCUGGGUGUAUUUAUGACUCAAACUUCAAUAAAUGGGUGGCUUCAAAGAGGUUCUAUGUUUGUGGUGUCUCAACCUCAGGUCAGAAAACUUUUAGGAGUAGAUGAAGACUGGAAAUGCAGAAGCCUUUUAGAUAUAGGAGCAGGAGAUGGAAAAGUCACGGACCAAAUAGCACCAAUAUUUCAUAAAGUUUAUGCGACAGAAGUUUCAAGUACCAUGAGAACAUUACUUCAAAAGAAAGGCUAUGAACUACUGGAAAUUAAUGACUGGUUUGUGGACAAAAAAUUUGAUUUUAUAUCAUGUCUCAAUGUGAUCGAUCGCUGUGAUACUCCCCUACAAUUAUUACAUCAAAUAAGAGAUGCAUUAACCCCAAACGGAACACUACUGUUAGCUGUUGUACUACCAUUUUCCGCAUACGUAGAAGCAGGAACAAAUCAUAAACCCCAAGAACUAUUGCCGAUAAGCGGACCUAAUUUUGAAGAUCAAGUUAUGAGUGUAAUAGAAAAUGUCUUCACUCCGGCCAAUUUUGAAGUCAUUUCAUGGAGCAGAGUUCCUUAUUUAUGUGAAGGAGAUCUACAACAAUCCUACUACUGGUUGGAUGAUGCAGUUUUCGUACUUAAACUAAAAGAUUGCUAA
Molecule: messenger RNA, 960 nt
Organism: Diabrotica balteata
Lineage: Eukaryota; Metazoa; Arthropoda; Insecta; Coleoptera; Chrysomelidae
Source: the annotation of a GenBank genome assembly